UCUUCUCGGUCGCCUGCAAGUAAAUGCAAACAAAUAUAAUAAUUACACUCUCAUAAAAAUCACGCCAUAUGACCAUCAGCAGCUGGAGACGCUAAUGACGCUCACCAAUUCAGAUGACGUGGACAUAAUGAAACGCGGCCACGGGCUGAACGACAGUACUGAUGUGCUGGUGUCUCCUAAAGAUCGGAUGAAGAACCGAAUGUGGAGAAAAUCAAGAUCAAAAACAUGGAGAGAGGAGUGCUUUGGUGCAGAUAUCAAUCGGAAUUACGGCUUCAUGUGGGGUACUGGUGACGCCUCCUUCGAUCCCUGCAACUUCCAGACAUACGCCGGCGAAAAGGCCUUCUCUGAACCCGAGACGAGACUAGUUCGUAAAGUUAUGAAGGAAAACUCUAAACGUAUAAAGAUGUAUAUAUCUAUACACUCAUACGGAGAAUACGUCCUUCAUCCUUGGGGUUAUACAAAUACUAGUUUUCCAGAUGAACUGAAAAAGAUACGCAGUCUUGCACAAAAAUUUUCUAAGGCUGUUGUAAAAGCGGGAGGGCGGAAAUUUAAGAUUAUUAGUGCUGGGCAAUUGUAUCCGGCUGGCGGAGGAAGCUUUGACUACGCUUUUGCAGUGGAAAAGAUUAUAUAUUCGUAUGUUUUGGAAAUAACUAAUGGCUACGAAUUUAUCUUUCCAGAGAAGCUCUUGAGAACAGUUCUGCCACAGUAUUACAAGGGUUUAAAGAAAAUGGCUAAAAAAAUUCAACGGGAAUUCUCUAAUAAAGGCUGAAUAAAGUUAGACCACGAAGUCUGCAACGAUUUCAAUAGCACUCGCAGUGAAAGAAUGACAUACAAA
This is a messenger RNA of Cydia fagiglandana, 835 nucleotides long. Its product is annotated as carboxypeptidase B1-like. The coding region runs from base 95 to 769 and encodes 224 amino acids. The transcript is spliced from 3 exons. Gene Ontology annotation, biological process: proteolysis. Gene Ontology annotation, molecular function: metallocarboxypeptidase activity; zinc ion binding. The record is from RefSeq and is a predicted model, not a curated record. NCBI's taxonomy places the organism in Eukaryota, Metazoa, Arthropoda, Insecta, Lepidoptera, Tortricidae.